This is a messenger RNA of Necator americanus (New World hookworm), 3219 nucleotides long. RefSeq lists its product as uncharacterized. Bases 1 to 3219 code for a protein of 1072 amino acids. The record is from RefSeq and is a predicted model, not a curated record. The transcript has 14 exons. Lineage: Eukaryota; Metazoa; Nematoda; Chromadorea; Rhabditida; Ancylostomatidae.
AUGGCACGCAGAGCAAAACGAAACUGUGGAUGUUCGUCAUUUUGCAACUGUUUGAGUCCGAUCCAGUUCCAGAUGUUCGCCCCAUUUCAGCCGAGUUGCACUUGUCAACAAGGACCCUCCUGUUUGCCUCAAUGCAGCCGAUCUGAACUUAGGUCUGACUGUGCUGAAACUUGUUUACGUGCAUGCGUUCCGUCAUGCACGGGUCGAACGGGGAAUCAAAUGGAAUGCACGCAAAAAUGCGGUGGCACGUGCAGCGCUGCUUGUCAGCUCUCUGCCACGCAUAAUGCUCAACAACAACAACAACAACAACAAAAGCAGAUCGUCGCCGCACCUCCUAGGCCAGAACAGCAAUGCGAGCAGAGAUGCCAGGGAGUUUGCGUAGGCGCUUGCGCUGCGAAAGCAUCGCUGCCAUCCGUUUGCGACACCACUUGCAAAAACGCUUGUAAAUUUGGCUGUCAGGACAUUGCCACCACUGCGGCUCCUAUUCGAAUCUCGAUCGAUAUAAGUGACAUGUUCUACGACACGAAUUGCGAUACGAAAUGCGGUCAGACCUGCCAUUCGCAAUGCGUUUCGCAGGGGAAUCCGGCGACGACAUGCGCCGCUUCUUGCGGUCAGCAAUGCGGGACAGCUUGCGCAGGACGCGUACUACAGGUAGAUCAUGCAGCGGCACUGUCACCAGCACUGUUACCGGCACCGAAUCCCUGUGUGCAGCACUGUAGCGAGCAAUGUCGACGCGCUUGUGCACCGGAGUUGGAACCGCUUUGCUCAAGUUCUUGCGAUGUUGUUUGUCGGUUGCGUUGCGCUGAAAAUAAAGCAGUUAUUCCAGCAAAAUCCGCACUAUCAUCGCCAGAACAAGCGCAGCAGUCACAACUUCAAUGUAUCCCGCCAUGUAUGCCAGCUUGUCUCCCCUCAUGCACUAAUAACGUAACUGUUGCACCAAUGAUCACCACAAGCACCACCGCCACCACCACCACCACCAGCACCACCCGAACCUCCACUGAACCACCUGUGGUUGUUGUACGCACUGAUUGUAUCGCUGUCUGUAUGCCUGUAUGCGCAGACGAUUGCAUCCAGGCAGCCACCACCACCACCCGCGCCACGAGCACCACCACCACCAGCACCUCCACAACUGCACCCAGCACAUCACCACCAUUACAAAUUCAUAUUAAUCUUUUUGUAUGUCCACCAACAUGCCAACCUUCCUGUGAAACAUCCUGUAUUCAGACAUUCACCAAUUCGCAAAACGUUCUCGCUCCAUCGAUGGCUGUUCAAUGUAUCCCGGCUUGCCGUCCUCAAUGUCUGGAAUCAUGCAUUCAAGCACAAAUGGUACCUCCAUCUGUACAAGUAUCCUUACCCACUGCAGCACCUACACAACCUCCACUACCACCACUUACACCUACUCAGAUUCCUGGACCACUACCGUCUCCCACAGUUUCUAUGCCACGAGUUUUAUCCCUACCAUGUGGACCAAAUUGUCAACCAGCAUGCGAUUUGAGUUGUAUCCGGUCGCAGGGAGGUCAGCCCACUACGGGCCACAUAACCGCUCCACGGCCAACAUCUGUCCCAAUGCAAGUGCUCUGUAUAGCCCCUUGCAUGCCGGCUUGUGAACCUAUGUGCAUAAUGAAAGCUCAGGGUGCUGUUACACCACCGCCAGCACCGAUGGUACCAGCACCAUCGUCACAAUGUAUUACCGUAUGUCAACCUGCUUGUGAACCUCAAUGUAUUCAGACACAUUCCCUUGUACAAAAUGCACCCGCUUCUGCAUCGCCAACCGCGGCCGUUCCCACGGGGUCGAUUUGCAUGCCAGCCUGUCGACCAGCUUGUGAACCUGCCUGCAUCCAGGACGUAUUCAAAGUGAUCGAAACCUCCAUACCACCACAUAAACAGUGCGCACAUGUAUGUAUGCCAAUGUGUCAACCAAGCUGUACACAGGCACAUCCGAUGGUAACGUCAGCACCGCAACAACGACCACAAAUCGUCCCAGGACCACUACCAGCGACCGCGUCUCCACAGCCCACGUUCCCCACCUCACCACCAAUGCAAUGCAUUUCCGCUUGUCAACCCGCUUGUGAAGAUUCCUGUGUUCAGCAAAAUACCGUACAUAUUACCGUAAACGAAAAUCAGGUUCAAUGCGUUGAACCGUGUCGUCCAGCAUGUGAACCGUCAUGUAUAAUGCAACACAAUACUCUGCAGCAAACCUCUCCUCAGGCUCAAUGCAUACCUCAAUGCCAACCACAAUGCACUCCACAGUGCAUUCAGAGCCAACAAAAACCGAAACAACUCAUUAUUCAAAUCCAGACAGUUCCUUGCCUCUGUGAGCAACAAUGUAUGAACGGCUGUCAACAGCACAAUAAGGACGUCACAAUUUGUGGUGGUGUUUGCAAAGAGGUCUGCGCCAAUGAUUGCGCGGUGCGUCAACCGCAAGCGCAGCAACAGCAAGCACUUAUCGAUUUUUCGGCUCCAGAAUGUUUGCCGAUAUGUGAACAAGCUUGCAACGCACAAUGCGUUGAACGACUUCCACAAGAACAAUGCGGAAAUCUAUGCCAUGGACAGUGUACGGUAGCUUGUACUCAGGCUCCAAUCCCAGCAUCUGCCGGUCCGUCUUGCAUUCCUGCUUGUCAACCUGCUUGUGAACCGAGCUGUGUGUACAAUCAAGCGCAACAACAGGUCGAACAAUGCCAACCAGCAUGUGAAUCCACCUGCAUCCGUGAAUGUCGACUGGGGAGUCCGUCAUUGGCGGCGAAUUGUGCUCCGUCCUGUACAAACAUCUGCGCACAGUCAUGCGCUGCGUUGGAUAAGGCGAAGAUUGUGCAACCGAUUGCACAACGAGCGGACAGUUGUACACCGAAAUGUAUGCGAGACUGUCAAAAUCUGUGCCCCGGGAAAACCGAGCAAUGCACUGCAGGUUGUGAAGCAAGUUGUACGCAACUUUGUGGACCAGCGCCAACACCUGUGAUUCAGUUGUCGCCUCCGUACAACUGUAAUCUUCCGUGUGAUGUACAAUGUACGCAGGAAUGUCUGAACAAAGAUAGUGGAUGUGGAUCGAACUGUAUGCAUAAAUGUGAAGUCGCUUGUCCAGUGGUGAGCUGUGAAAAUGCAUGUGAAACUGUAUGCAAGGGUCAAUGCGCAUUCUCCGGACAACAAUCACGACAAUGCGCUCCAGCGUGCACACAAUCUUGCGCCGAAUUGUGCGCUAAGAAAAGAGUGAAACGAGCCUGA